Coffea arabica (coffee) is the source of this 2514-nucleotide messenger RNA. Lineage: Eukaryota; Viridiplantae; Streptophyta; Magnoliopsida; Gentianales; Rubiaceae. The record is from RefSeq and is a predicted model, not a curated record.
AUGGAUGAAACCUUGGUGGGAACCACACACCCACCAGCAGAUUGCGUGUGGAUGGAGGAAGAGAGGGAUGUUGCUGACUUUGCAAGGGAGGCGAUUGAGUUAGUUUCUACAGCUGGAAAUUUAUCCCCAAGGGCAAGGAGCCUUCAAACAGAUCAGACCGAUGCAUCUUUGGAAUCUUUAAACCUUGAUCAGUCUAGGGAUAACGGGUUUGAACUCAAGCAAAGGAAAGCGAAAGGAGGGGAUUAUGCGUCCCCCAAUUUCAGGAGGUUAAAGAAAAUAUUACGAAUGCAUGGCAUCAAAUUUGUUGCGAUAUGUGAGCCCAAGGUUGGGAUUUCUCAAAUUGAGUCCAUUAGGCUACGUUUGUCAUUUGACGCUGUCGAGGCUAAUGCAUCGGGAGAUAUAUGGGUUUUCCAUAGUUCGCCUUUUGUGUGCGCCGUGAUUGGACGAUCGUCACAACAUGUCUCCCUUCAAGUUCAACAUCCUUGGUUGCCCGGACUAGUUGUUGUUUCCUUUGUUCAUGCACGCUGCUCGGUGGAGGACAGACAGACAUUGUGGCAAGCAUUGUUGAAUGAUAAGCCCACUUCGUUACCUUGGUGCGUAUGCGGGGACUUCAAUGUGAUUAUGGUGCCCCAGGAGAAGAGAGGCGGGUGGCCGUUUUGCAGCAAUGAGGGUCGUGAGCUAUUGUCUUUUAUGGAGAUGGCAGGGGUUUUUGAUGUGGGGUUCACGGGCUCACAGUUCACAUGGUGUAACAAUCGAAAGGGAAGAGCAAGGAUUUGGAAAAGGUUGGAUAAGCUAUUGAUUAAUGCUGAGUGUUCGUCAUUGAUAUCGUCGGUGACGGAUGUUGGUGGGUCCCCAUUGCGAGCUCUGUGCUCUAAGCUUUUGGCUAUUAGAAGAGUCAUACGAGAAUGGAACAAAAAUUCCUUUGGGAAUGUUUUUGAGGUUGUACGCACGAUGGAGGAGGAAGUUCUCCAAGCGGAGUUAACGUUUUGGAGCCAAAAGGCGUGGGUGAAGUGGCUACGGUACGGGGAUGGCAACUCAAAGUACUUUCAUGCAGCGGUUCAGCAGCGGAGGGUACAAGGGGCGAUUCAUCGCGUGCCGAACAUAAGUGGGGAUUGGAUAGAGGAUGAUGAGGGCAUUGCAAGUGCAGCUGUCAGCUAUUUCGCCGAUUUGUUUUCAAGGUCAAAUAACGAGGACAUAGGGCUGUUAUAUCUUAUCCCUCGUCUCAUUACAAGGAAGGAUAAUAUGGCCUUGGAGGAGCCUCCUUCGAUGGAGGAAGUCAAACAGGCAGUUUUCAGGAUGGACGGGGAUAGCGCAGCAAGCUCGGAUGGGUUUACUGGCUUUAUCAAGAAUCAGAGUAUCACGGAGAAUUUUCUGCUUGCCCAAGAGAUUAUUACGGGUAUUGGAAGAAAGGCUAGAGGGGGUAAUGUUGUGCUAAAAUUGGAUAUGUUGAAGGCUUACGAUCGGGUGGGCUGGAUUUUCCUGGUUAAUGUCUUGCGCAAAUUUGGGUUUGGAGAACGGUUUGUUGAUACGGGGGACCCCCUUUCUCUUGCGCUAUUUGUGAUUGCGGCUGAGGUCCUAUUUCGGGGUCUUAAUAGCCUAGUUACGCAACCUGGAUUUAGGGGGUUUUCAAUUUCGAGGGGAUGUGAGCAGGUCACUCACCUAGCGUUUGCAGAUGACGUGAUAAUUUUUGCCAAUGGGUCCUCGGCGUCUUUAAAGCUAAUCGUGCAUAUGCUAGACAGAUAUCAGAGAGCUUCUGGCCACCUUGUCAAUCUCAAAAAGUGUGGGUACCUCAUGCAUCCGUUCACGUCACCUGCUCGUCGGAGGGUGGUGGAGAGAUUCACUGGAUUUUCAAGACAACACUUCCCCAUUAGGUAUCUAGGAUUUCCUUUGUACUUUGGCAAGAGCAAGGCCACGCAUUAUGAGGAAGUGUGUCAGGCCAUACUGGGGAAAAUCCUCUCAUGGAAGUCGAGGUUUCUCUCCCUUGGAGGGAGGAUCGUCCGAAUCAAGCACGUGCUGAUAGCGAUCCCGAUGCAUCUCUUGUCGGCCGCUGUGAUGCCAAAAACAAUUUUUAGGGUCAUCGAGAAGGCCUGCUCUGAUUUCUUAUGGGGGCGAGUGGGGGGGGAUCCCAACCGACAUUGGAUACGUUGGUCUCAGUUGUGUUAUCCAGUUAAAGAAGGGGGAGUUGGCUUUCGAAAGCUUAGGGACAUUUACACUGCAUUUUCAUACAAGCUGUGGUGGAGCUUCUGUACGGGGUCGUCCCUUUGGGCUAAGUUUCUGCACGUAAAGUAUUGCCAAGAGAUUCAUCCAUGCCAAGCAGAAAUAAAGGCAACUGCGUCUACAGUCUGGAGGCGCAUGAUCAAUGUUCAUCGACAUGUGGAAUUGUCCAUACGAUGGUUGAUUCACAGGGGGCCUUGUAACUUUUGGUAUGAUAACUGGAUAGGAACUGGGGCGUUGUAUUUAAUAGCUAAUGACAUGCCAAACUUGUCCUUUGAGGACUUCAUAGUGCGGGGAUAA